UUAGGAAUCAUUAUUUGAGCCACCAUGCGCCCCCUGAAGGAAGAUAGCGCAAAUUAAAUAUUAGAAACUUUUGCUUCUUAGUGGACACGUGUGUUUACAUACACGUCAGCAGGAAAUAAGACUAACUGCACCAACAUGAACAGACAGGAUUCUCUUGGUGAAGUGCCAUUAUUUCAUGAGGAUGAAAAUGCGUUUAGAGAAAAGAAAUCAAACAUCAAACAUCCUCUGGCCUGUUUCUUUCAUCUCUUCUUCCGCACAAGUGCAAUCCUGAUCUACCUCUUUUGUGAGUUUCUCAGCCGAAGUUUUAUUGCCAACAUGGUGACCAUCAUUUUACUUCUGUCAUGUGACUUCUGGACAGUAAAGAAUGUGACGGGACGACUGUUGGUGGGCUUGAGAUGGUGGAAUCAGGUUGACGAAGACGGUCACAGUCAUUGGAUGUUUGAAUCCAGAUCAGGAACCAGUAAAAACGUGGUCUCAAAUUCCGAUUCACGGAUUUUCUGGAUUGGCCUGAUCGUGUGUCCAUUGUUUUGGGCUUUCUUUGUGUUUAGCUCUCUAUUCUCCUUCAACAUAAAGUGGUUGGCGGUUGUGAUCAUGGGAGUUGUGCUGCAGUGGGCAAACUUAUAUGGAUAUAUGCGAUGCAAAGUUGGUGGUGCAACCAAACUGAAGAACAUGGCAACUAAUUACUUUGGCCUUAAGCUCUUCAAAAAGGUAGUAGACCAACCAGAGGGACCAUAAUUUGACUGUGGCUGGCUUAAUUUAACUGACUAGCAAGUUCUUCUCCUUAUUUUGUCUGGAUGGGCUAUUUUUUCAGUCGAAUUACUAUGUUUAUGGUGAAUUCUUCUUUCCUCGUCAUGUUUCCAUUGACAGCUUUUCUUUUUUGCUAGCUUUGUCAAACUUUGUGUUUCCUUAUCAGUGAUUAUCUGUUCGAAAAAUGAUUUGUUUGAAACUUCAAAACAUUAAAACGCAUUAAAAUAUUUUGAGUACUGCACUGAGCUGAGGAAUAUGUCUUAAUAUUAAUUUCAAUUAUAAAACAUUGUAAAGUCUCUUUAGUCUGUCGGGACACUGUGUUAUUCUUCAGGUUUUCUCCAGGUGCUGCUGUUGCUCCACAUAAAAUGUGCUGCUUUGGAAACUAAGUUAAUUUACCUUUAAACAUUACUUGAGAAUAUAUGUACUAAAAGUGAGAAUAGCGGCAGUCCUUAAUAAAAUUUUCUCCAGUAAAUUUAGUCAGUAAUAGUUAGUAAGGUAGCAUUUAAGUUUGGGGAUGGUGUAAGAUGAAGGGAUCAAAAAAAUAUGGUCAUGCAGAUUAAGGCAUUAAUAUGUGUUUAAUAAGUACUAAUAAAGUAUUUGCCUCAAAACUGAA
Molecule: messenger RNA, 1360 nt
Organism: Cyprinus carpio (common carp)
Lineage: Eukaryota; Metazoa; Chordata; Actinopteri; Cypriniformes; Cyprinidae
Product: Golgi apparatus membrane protein TVP23 homolog B
Biological process (GO): vesicle-mediated transport; protein secretion
Cellular component (GO): Golgi membrane
Source: RefSeq, a predicted model, not a curated record